AUGUUUUUGCAUCAUGAUCGCAAGUUGCAACCAGCUUGCAUAGAUUAUAGAGAUCUUAUUCCGACAGCAAGAAGUGGACCAGUAGUAGGAAGAAAGAAAGAAAGAAAAGGAGAUGAAACAGAACAAUAUGCUUCCCCCCCCCCUUUUAAACAGUUAGGUAUACUUUUAGGCGGGAAGUUUAAAGUUACAAGCUAUAGCCAUGGAAGCAAGAGGCAGCAGAGGCGUCAGGCGUCCAACGCGGGUUUGAGUCAUGUAGUCGAAUUAAACUACAUUACAUACUGUACAUCUCAAUCAACAAUGACAACCAACUCAUCCCAACCCCAAUGCGACGACUGGAGCGUCUCCUCCGUCCCCAACCAGGAUAACAUCCCCUACUGCUCCAUCGUCUACGACCACAACACCACCCACCGCGACAUCUGGGCGUCGUGCUGCGCGCCCAACCCCGUGCAGAUAUACAAUGGCUGUCUCGAAUGGUGCGAGAUCCCGAGCAGCUAUUUCCAAGGCGUCGAUAAUACCACCCUCAGCAAUGCCGACUCCGGAAUAGUGACGUCGCUUUUCAUGCAGUGUCUGACCAGUGGUGGUAGAAACGCCUCUGCUGCUGCUGCUGCUGCUGCUGCUGCUGCCAGUAAUGAUACGGCUGCGGAUAAUGGGACGCUUUGGGCGUAUCAGACGGGGUGCAAUUUCCCUGCCUCCAGCAAUGCUGCGAUACGGGGAGCGACGUUACCCUGGCAGCAUCGUCAUCAUCAAGAUGGGUUGCCGAUUGUGCCGAUUGUUGCCGUUUUGACCUAUUUCUGGAUGUUGGUGUUGCGGUAG
Molecule: messenger RNA, 813 nt
Organism: Rasamsonia emersonii CBS 393.64
Lineage: Eukaryota; Fungi; Ascomycota; Eurotiomycetes; Eurotiales; Trichocomaceae
Exons: 6
Coding region: 1-813 (270 amino acids)
Source: RefSeq, a predicted model, not a curated record